AUGGGCAACGACAGCGUGAUACCCGCGCCGGUCGUGGACCAUGUCUCUGAGACGGGCAAGGCGGAGAUUGGUGUCGGUCGCGAGCAUUUGCAUACUGCGCUGCCGCCUCAUGAUACGUAUGAAGGGAGACAUCGGUAUGAUCCUCUGGCGGAAUGGACGGUUGCUGAGGAGAGGGCAGCCGUUAGAAAGACUGAUAUCCGACUAUUGUCUUGGCUUUGUAUCAUGUUCUUGGGUCUGCAACUUGACCGCGGCAACUUGAGCAAUGCAUUGGCUGAUGACCUCUUGGGAGAUCUUGGCCUUACUACCGAUGAUUACAACAAUGGCACUACUAUUCAGCUCGUUUGUUUCCUCGCCGCCGAGUUUCCAGUACAGUUCUUGACAAAGAGAUACGGCUUCAAGAAUGUACUACCAGGAUUGAUGUGUGCUUGGAGCGUUGUGUCAACCUUCCAAGCUUUCAUGACGGGUCGCACCGCAUUCUACAUCACACGAGCUCUUAUUGGCCUUUUCGAGGGUGGUUUCAUCCCUGGUGCCAUUUUGAUGGCGACUUAUUUCUACACCAGUUCCGAGCUAUCAGUGCGCCUAGCUGCUUUCUGGUCUACGCUGAAUGUCGCAAGAGUUAUAUCCGCCCUCCUUGCCGCUGGCUUCCUCGAAAUGAGAGGUGUCGCCGGUCACACCGGUUGGUUCUGGCUUCUCCUCCUAGAGGGUAUUCUCACCCUCGUCAUUGGCGUGGCAUCCUUCCUCUAUCUGCCGUUGAGUCCAACAAGCACCAAAUCUGUCCUCUGUCCGCGCCCAUGGUACAGCGAAAGGGAAGAGGUCAUCAUGAUCAAUCGCAUCCUGAGAGAUGACCCUGCCAAGGGCUUGACCGACAUCAAAGAGCCAGUCACUGUCAAGGAUGUCAAGGCUGCUUGGUCUGACAAGUCUCUCUGGGGCCUGUACCUGGUCGGCAUGAUUGCGUAUAUCCCGGCAACGCCUGUCCAAGCCUACCUGACACUCACGUUGAAGCGUGUUGGAAAGUUCAGCACGCUGGCUAGCAACCUUCUCACCGCUCCAUCUGCUGCCCUCCAAAUUGUUACUAUGCUUGGUCUGGCAUAUAGCUCUGACUACUUCAACGAGAGGGCAUUCCACUGCUUAAUUGGCGAGCUUUGGAAUCUGCCAUUGUUUACUGCACUGCUCACCCUACCGAAUGGCGGAAGGGAAUGGGGUCGCUAUUCAAUCAUUACGCUUAUUUCGGGAUACCCCUACUUCCAUCCCAUUGUUAGCUCUUGGAUCUCCGAAAACAGCUUCGAUGUCAAGAAGCGCGCCAUUGCGGCGGCUACUUAUAACGUGGCAGUACAGAUUGGGAGUCUCAUCGGAAGUCAGAUUUAUAGGAAAUGGGAUGCGCCGUAUUACAAAACCGGCAACACGGUCUGUAUUUCCAUCUUGGCGUUGGCAGUGGUUGUCCUGCUGGUGCAACGGCAGUUCUUGGUGCAUCUGAAUAACAAGAAGAGGCGUGAGUGGAAUGCGAUGAGUACGGAGGAACAAGUGGCGUAUCAGACGGACAAGGAGGCAAGAGAGAUUGAUGGAAACAAGCGUCUUGACUUUUUGUUUGCGCAGUAA
Pochonia chlamydosporia 170 is the source of this 1596-nucleotide messenger RNA. RefSeq names its product MFS transporter. The record is from RefSeq and is a predicted model, not a curated record. The coding region runs from base 1 to 1596 and encodes 531 amino acids. Gene Ontology annotation, biological process: transmembrane transport. Gene Ontology annotation, molecular function: transmembrane transporter activity. The transcript is spliced from 7 exons. Gene Ontology annotation, cellular component: membrane. NCBI's taxonomy places the organism in Eukaryota, Fungi, Ascomycota, Sordariomycetes, Hypocreales, Clavicipitaceae.